This is a messenger RNA of Ceratitis capitata (Mediterranean fruit fly), 1260 nucleotides long. RefSeq names its product eukaryotic translation initiation factor 3 subunit H (gene eIF3h). The transcript has 3 exons. Gene Ontology annotation, cellular component: cytosol; cytoplasm; eukaryotic translation initiation factor 3 complex. Gene Ontology annotation, molecular function: metallopeptidase activity; translation initiation factor activity; protein binding. Lineage: Eukaryota; Metazoa; Arthropoda; Insecta; Diptera; Tephritidae. The record is from RefSeq and is a predicted model, not a curated record. The coding region runs from base 84 to 1097 and encodes 337 amino acids.
GUUUGGGAGUAAAAGAUAACAACAGCCAAGAUAACAACGUAUAGAUUCAAUUCUUCAAUUCUCUCUUUUCUUUUGACAUAAAAAUGGCAAACCGUGGUGGUAAUCGUAAUCGUCCAGAAGAAGUGGAUAAUACCAUUAAUUACGUACAAUGUGACGGCCUGGCUGUGAUGAAAAUGGUAAAACAUUGCCAUGAAGAGUCUAGCAACAUGGAUUUGGCGCAAGGAGCCCUUCUCGGUUUGGUAGUUGACAAAUGUCUAGAGAUUACCAACUGUUUCCCCUUCCCCAAAAGUGGUGAUGAAACAAUGGAUGAGGAAAUGUAUCAAUUAACAAUGAUGCGUCGCUUGAGACGUGUGAACGUUGAUCAUUUCCACGUUGGCUGGUAUCAGAGUUCUGAUGUAGGAAAUUUCUUAUCAAUGGCUUUGCUCGAAUCGCAGUACCAUUAUCAGACUAGCAUCGAGGAAUCUGUAGUUGUCAUUUACGACACGCAAAAAUCUGGCCGUGGAUUCCUAUGUUUGAAAGCCUAUCGAUUAACUCCACAAGCCAUUCAAAUGUAUAAAGAUGGAGAUUUUACACCGGAAGCACUUCGCAAUUUAAAGGUUGGCUAUGAGAGCCUCUUCGUUGAGAUACCAAUAGUUAUUAAAAAUUCCCCACUUACCAAUAUAAUGAUGAGUGAAUUGAGUGAAAUGUUGCCGGAAGAGCAAGGACAAAACUUCUUAGACUUGGGUACAGCUUCGGUUUUGGAAAAUCACAUGCGUUGCCUAAUCGAACGAGUGGACGAACUUUAUCAGGAAUCGAUACGUUACAACAAGUACCAACAAAUAGUGUUCAAGCAAGAAACUGAGAAGCACCGCGCUUUAGCUAAACAGGCUGCCGAAAAUGUUUCGCGAAAUGCUAAAGGUGAAUCACCUAUUCCGGAGGAGGAAGUGCUUAGGCAGUUCCGUCCACUGCCUGUACCACCUAGGCUUAAUGCAACCAUUACUUCUGGACAAAUCAACACCUAUUCACAGCAUAUUUCACAAUUUUGCUCGCAGUCAUUGGCCAAACUUUUUAUUACACAAUCUUUACAAAACGCUAAGGAAGCUAAGGACACCAAAUAGGUUCUUCGAUAUCUUGAGCAACUAAUUUUUUAAUACCAUUGGCGUUUGUUUACGACGAACUCGCUUUACAAAUCAGUAGUUUAAUAUCAAAAAAAUUGUAAACUUGUUUAUAAUAGUACGCGAAGUUUUAACAAUUAUAUAUUAAUUGUCGAACAAAAGCCGA